UGCGCCUAGGAGCAUCGCACCCAGAGCGUGUGAGCAAAGCUUCGAUGCCCCCACAUAUAAUAUUCAUCUUGGCAGAUGAUCUUGGCUGGAAUGACGUCAGUUUUCACGGUUCCCGUCAGAUACCGACUCCGAACAUCGAUGCCUUGGCCGCACAUGGCGUCAUCCUGGAGCGCCACUAUGCGACGCCUGUGUGCUCACCUUCACGUGCUGCUUUCAUGACAGCACGCUACCCGUCACGUGUCGAUAUGGACUACGUGGCAUUGUCUUUCGCCUCGGAAGCCGCCCUUCCACUCCGCUUCGAGGUGCUACCGCAGUGGCUCAAGAGACUCGGCUACAGUACACACAUGAUAGGAAAGGCAGAUGAUGACAUCAUACUCGACUAUCCUGUGUAUGAACCAAGUUCCUCCGAACAGCUCACCGACGCUCCCGAUAGUAACUAA
Messenger RNA from Rhipicephalus microplus (southern cattle tick), 440 nucleotides. Its product is annotated as arylsulfatase B-like. Gene Ontology annotation, molecular function: sulfuric ester hydrolase activity. Lineage: Eukaryota; Metazoa; Arthropoda; Arachnida; Ixodida; Ixodidae. The record is from RefSeq and is a predicted model, not a curated record.